CCUCCAAAUCAUUGGAUUCAGGUGUUCUAAUCAUCUCCAUGGCCACAGGUGUAUAAAAUCAAGCACCUAGGCAUGCAGACUGUUUCUACAAACAUUUGUGAAAGAAUGGAUUGCUCUCAGGAGCUCUGUGAAUUCAAACGUGGUACCGUGAUAGGUUGUCACCUGUGCAAUAAGUCCAUCCGUGAAAUUUCCUUGUUACUAAAUAUUCCACGGUCAACUGUUAGUGGUAUUAUAACAAAAAAGAAGCAACUGGGAACAACAGUCACAGAGUGCACGCCGCCACUGGACUCUGAGCAGUGGAGAUGUAUUCUCUGGAGUGAAAAAUCAUGCUACUCUUUCUGGCAAUCCAAUGGACAUGUCUGGGUUUGGCGGUUGCCAGGAGAGCGGUACUUGCCUGACUGCAUUGUGCCAAGUGUA
Messenger RNA from Staurois parvus, 417 nucleotides. The record is from the annotation of a GenBank genome assembly. Lineage: Eukaryota; Metazoa; Chordata; Amphibia; Anura; Ranidae.